AAAAUAAGGUACGAGUCGUUCGACAUGGCAUUGAUAGAAAUCUGAUCGACAGGGCGAUGCCAGUGUAUACGUGGAACCCCGAGAUCUCUCGCCGUGGCCUGUUCUACGAAUGGGUUGGAUGGGAUCACCCAUCGAGGCGUGGUGUGACCCCUCUCCUUUAUUUGCCUCGAUACCUUCAUUUCAUCUCGCUACAUUCAUCAGAUACACCGUCAAUCCCAUUAACUAUUUUUCCGAGAAAAUAUUCUUAAGGGGUUACAUGGGUUUCACGGUUUCAAAAAAUCGAUUUUUUUUUUUUCGUCUUAUUAAAUUCUAUAACAUCUCUAGAAUAUUGUCCUAAAUUUUCAAGUUGAUCCGAGUUAUAGUUUCGGGAAUACAGCCCUGAAAAGACGGACGCUCCAGGUCAUGUAUAGGCUGAGCGCGCAGUAUGUAUAACGCUGCAGCGGCUCGCCUAUCAUUAGCCGUAAUUAUUGUCCUUUUCUUUCACUGUGUAAGGUAAACAAGUGGGAAAUACUUCAUUUGGUGAUUUCUCGUUAAACUACGUAGUUUAUUUUGAGGUUAUAAGUGUUUGCUGUGAAUUUUUUCGAUAAAAAAUGCCGUUUAAAGUGUCUAGAGCCAAGAUAACGGACGGUGUUCGUAGAAAAGAUCGACCUAAGAAAAGGACACAAUCGUUUAAUCCGAAAAAUCGUGAGACAGAUGAUAAUUCUUUCACGAGUUCGUCGGCAAAGAAAUUAAAAGGCGAGGAUAAACAGCACGUGCCAGAGGAAGCCACACUACAAUAUUCGAUCAUUGACUUUGCUCUGGUUUUUUCUACACUUUCGUCUUUUGUACGGUGUUCAAACAUUAUUAAAAGUGCAGGUGAAGAACAAGUUUGUAAUGGAAAAAUAGAUUUUAAACAAUGCUCCAAAUUCGGUCUGGGAUUUAAACUUGUGGUACAAUGUGAACGAUGUAAACCAAAAUAUAUUUUAUCAUGUCAACAAAUUGGCAGAAUGUAUGAAUUAAAUCGGCGGUUUAUUUUUGUUAUGCGAGCAUUGGGUUUGGGUCUUGCUGGAUGCAAGAAGUUUUGCGGUUUGAUGGAUAUAAGCAGCUCCUUUUUGAAUCAAUCAACAUACGACUUUUAUAUUAGUAAAAUACAUGAAUGUAUUACCAUAGUUGCUGAGAAAUUGUUCUCCUCUGCUGCUACAGAGGAAAAGCAAAUGACAAGUUUAGCAAACAACAUUGAAGAUACGACAGAUGUGACUGUCUCCGGUGAUGGGACGUGGAAAAAGCGUGGUUUUGCAUCACUUUAUGGUGUGAGUUCUCUAAUCGGAUAUCACACAGGAAAAGUCUUGGAUGUUAUUGUUAAAAGUUCAUACUGUAAAUUAUGUGAGUCUUGGAAAAAAAAAUUAGAUACGGCAGAAUUUGAAGAGUGGAAAGAAGAACACAUCAAAACUGAUCAAUGUACCACCAAUCACACUGGAGGAUCUGGAAACAUGGAAGUAUCUUCAAUUAUUGAAAUGUUUAAACGUUCUAUUGUAAAACAUGGCGUGAGGUACGUAAAUUAUAUAGGAGAUGGAGAUUCUAAAACAUACUCUGGUAUUCUCAAAGCCCAACCUUAUGGUGAAGAUUUUGUUGUCAAUAAGAAAGAAUGUAUUGGCCACGUACAGAAGAGGAUGGGCACCCGGUUGCGUGAUUUAGUGAAGAAAACCGUUGAGGAAAAGAUGGUCAAAGGCAAAAAAAAUCAAAAAAAAAUUCUUUCCGGUAAAGGUAAAUUGACUAGUAAAUUGAUAGACAAAUUAACUGUAUAUUAUGGCUUAGCGAUAAGAAGAAACAGUGAUUCAGCUGAUAAAAUGAGGAAUGCAAUAUGGGCUACUUAUUACCACUACAGCUCUACAGACAAAAAUCCUCAGCAUCAAAAUUGCCCUGAAGCUCCAGCCACGUGGUGCACCUGGCAGCAAGCAUCAGCAUCAAAUAAUCUCUCAUCAUUCAAACACAAUUAUACUCCAUUACCAGAUGAUGUUUUGAUUGCAAUGAAACCAAUUUAUGAAGACCUGAGUAAGGAUGAGCUUUUGGAGCGGUGUGUUGGUGGAUUUACGCAAAAUACCAAUGAAAGUUUCAAUCAGUUGAUUUGGAAAAUUACUCCCAAAAUACUUCCAGCUGGGUCAAUAAUAGUUCAAAUUGCUGCAUUAAUCGCUGCUUGUACUUUCAAUGAAGGAAUAUCAGCAUUAUUAUUAACUAUGCACAGUAUGGACCUAAAACUUGGUCCAAAUUCCCACAAUUAUGCCCGAAAGAUAGAUGAAAACCGGGUGAUCGCAGCCGAAAAAAAAUCUACUAGCGAGACUCGUGAAGCCAGGGUUCGUCAUCGACAGGAGCAAAAGGAUGCCCUGGACAUUGCAGCUGCAGCAGGUUCUCUACUUUAUGGCCCAGGAAUCGACGAUUCAAUGUAAGUUGAAAAAAAAAAUUUUUUUCCCCACUUUUAUUGUCUCUAAAACUUUAAACGCGUUUUUCUCAAAACUAUGUUUUCAAAGUCGGUUGUCAAGAUUUCUCGCGAACUACUCAACCGAUCUUAAUGAAAUUUUACACAAGUCUUCGAGAUAUUAUUUACAAGGUCUUGAACGAAGGAUUUUUUUUUUUUUUAAUUACAACUAUUUAAAAAUUGACAAAUUUCGAGAAAUUUUCAUCAAAAUUUGCAUUUUUUUAUAAAAAUGUCUGCCAAAAAUCGAAUUUUCAUUUUUUUUUUUUUUCCUUCGUCCAAUACCUAGUUUAUUGUCUUUACUAAAACAGGAAUUUUUUCCUUUCAUUUCAGAUAAUCCUGAAAGAAGUUCUGCUGACAACGCGGAGGCACCUUUUUUCCGAGGGACUGCCGGAAAUGGCGUCGUAAUGGCCGCCAUCUUGACAUUUUUUUUUGAAAAUUUCACAAAAUGUUUAUUAAAUAUGUAUCUUUUAAAUAAUAAAAAGUUUCAUGUAAAUAUUUCAUUUUUUACAUGCAAAAAAAAUUAUUGAAAAAAGGCCGUUUUUUGCCCGACGAAACCCAUGUAACCCCUUAAUGC
Molecule: messenger RNA, 3026 nt
Organism: Diachasmimorpha longicaudata
Lineage: Eukaryota; Metazoa; Arthropoda; Insecta; Hymenoptera; Braconidae
Exons: 1
Coding region: 591-2423 (610 amino acids)
Source: RefSeq, a predicted model, not a curated record